CAAUUGUAUUCACACCGGAUACACUAAAAAUACGUCAAUGGCCUGCUUACAUGACCAAAAAUUGCGGCUAAAAUUCACUACACUGUCACUGACAACACACUUACCAAUGAAUAUCCCGUAUGUGAUUAUGAACCCCGUCUGUUCUCCGUACUUGCGACUGUUGUACAGCACAUCGAGAUGAGCGCGUUCUUUCGCUUUUCAGGCAGAGUGUUAGCUCUCGUAUUAGCCUGCCUUGUGUCCAUCAUCGGUCCUGUACUCAUCAUGAUGACACAUUCAAGUCACACAGAGAUAGUAAGCCACACAACGUUCCCAAAACAAAAAUAUUCGUACGACGAACCGGCAAGAGAUCCAGACGAUGGAGUUGUGUAUAGAGGGGCGCAGACACGUGUGAUGUACAAUAGAGUGGGUAAGUGUGGCAGUAGAGCGACGUUGACGCUGCUGGAAGCGGUUGCUGGAAGGAACAACUUCACGCUUGUCUUGUCGGACAUUCACAAUCAGAGAGAACUGUCUCUUCCUGAACAAAUCGAUCUAGUGAAUUACAUCAACCAAUUGCCUCCUCCAUUUCUAUACAGUCGCCACAUGUUCUACAUUGACUUUCAAAGACUUGGGGCCGGUCCUCUAGUGCACAUCAACGUCAUCAGAGAUCCUCUCUCUCGAUUCAUCUCAAGUUAUUACUACAGGAGAUUUGGAGACGGUCGUGAACAUAAUUCAAACUUUCAAGGCGAUAAAGAGCAAACGAUUGACGAAUGUAUGGAGAGAAACCAUCACGAGUGUAGCUCACCGAAACGAAUGUUUUAUGUUAUUCCGUUCUUUUGUGGUCAAGAAGAAGCUUGCAGGGAGCCCAGCAGUUGGGCUUUAGAGAAAGCAAAAGCCAAUGUAAGAGACAAGUAUCUCGUCGUUGGAAUACUGGAGGAGUAUGAAGACACACUGAGGGUGUUGGAGAAGCUGCUACCAAUAUACUUCAAAGGGAUUGUAGACAUCUUGCGUAAUCCAGAUCCCGAAACAAAGAUGAGAUUGGAGACAAUGUCAACGAAGCACAAGACUCCUCCAAACGAGCACAACACACGACUCCUCCGCUUUCGAAUGCAGACAGAAUACGAAUUUUACUAUUUCGUUCGCGAUCGCUUUCAUCAACUGAAACACCAAUUGGGUAUCUGACAAGGACAUAACUAAUACAGAGUUUCAUACAAGCCAGUCAGCCUUUAUACAAAUGACUCUUAAUUAAUAUAAAUUACAGACAUAUG
Molecule: messenger RNA, 1244 nt
Organism: Corticium candelabrum
Lineage: Eukaryota; Metazoa; Porifera; Homoscleromorpha; Homosclerophorida; Plakinidae
Product: uronyl 2-sulfotransferase-like
Exons: 8
Coding region: 178-1158 (326 amino acids)
Cellular component (GO): membrane
Molecular function (GO): sulfotransferase activity
Source: RefSeq, a predicted model, not a curated record